UUGUAAUUCACAUGAGUUAUAUGGAUGAUAACUUUGGUUUCAUAUUUUUCCAAAUCUCCAUAAACAUGAAUGAUGCUUAGCACAAAGUAAUUUAUUACCAUGGUAGUUAUUUUGCAGCCACAUCAAGCCUUCAAUGUUGGAGUUCGGUUCCUCCACUCUACAAAAAGUUAUCAUAUGCAGAAUCAAGUAAUGCAAGUAACAUCACCAGACCUAAUUCAAUGUUUUAGUUCUUCUAUCCAUCAGAUAGUGCCUCAAGUUGGAGUUCAAAGCAAAAGUAAAACAAAGGUUUUUGCAUUAAGGAGGAGAAGAGCAAAUGAGAGAACAGAUACUUAUGUAUUAUUAGAACCAGGGAAGGAUGAAAGGUUUGUAUCUGAGGAAGAGUUAAAGGCCACUUUGAAAGAUUGGCUCACAAAUAGACCUGGCAACUCUCUUCCUCCUGAUCUAGCAAGAUUUGAGACAAUUGAUGAUGCUGUUUCUUUCUUAGCAAAGUCAUUUUGUGAACUUGAAAUUGAUGGAGAAGUUGGUUCAAUCCAAUGGUAUGAAGUACGUUUGGAAUGAAUAGAUAGUGUCAGAUUAUUCAAUCAAACAUUUCAUUUGUGUCCUGCAAAACUUGUGUUUGUUAUGUUUAUGGUCUAUUUUAAUUGGUUUAGUUGAGUUUAUCAGUUGAAUGUCUAUAAACGUUUUUCAUCUUA
Molecule: messenger RNA, 692 nt
Organism: Cicer arietinum (chickpea)
Lineage: Eukaryota; Viridiplantae; Streptophyta; Magnoliopsida; Fabales; Fabaceae
Product: protein CHLORORESPIRATORY REDUCTION 7, chloroplastic
Cellular component (GO): chloroplast stroma
Source: RefSeq, a predicted model, not a curated record